Nothobranchius furzeri (turquoise killifish) is the source of this 3536-nucleotide messenger RNA. RefSeq names its product histamine H3 receptor. Lineage: Eukaryota; Metazoa; Chordata; Actinopteri; Cyprinodontiformes; Nothobranchiidae. Gene Ontology annotation, cellular component: plasma membrane; dendrite; synapse. Gene Ontology annotation, molecular function: G protein-coupled acetylcholine receptor activity; G protein-coupled serotonin receptor activity; histamine receptor activity. The record is from RefSeq and is a predicted model, not a curated record. Gene Ontology annotation, biological process: adenylate cyclase-inhibiting G protein-coupled acetylcholine receptor signaling pathway; chemical synaptic transmission; G protein-coupled receptor signaling pathway, coupled to cyclic nucleotide second messenger.
CAUGACAUGAUGAAACAGGUGUAAAAACUUGUAUUAUUGUCCACAAAAUAUAGUUAAAUAGUUGUCACAUGCUUUUAUCCUUUCUAUAGAAUCAUUUUCUGACUUUUUAUGAUUUAAACCAUUGAUUUGUUUAUUUGAUUGGACAAAGUGAUAAAACCCUCCGGGGUUCAAACAGACACAAUGCUUUGUGAAGGCACAAGAAAUCAAUUUAUAUAUAAAUAUAUAGGACUGUGAAAUUUAAAUGACUGCUUUUGCAUUAUUAACUAAAAGGAUAAUUAUGACUCGAGAAAUAUCCUCUGCUUUGCUUUAUUUCAACAUCCACUCAGAGUCCACGUCAGGGCCAUUUUUCUUCUGUUUCCUGUGAAUCGUAUUAAUUUCACCUUUAAUGAGGAGAUGUGUUUCUGUGGAUCAACUAUGAAGGAUUCCAGCAGGGAAAUCUGAGUGAAUGUGGUUAAACAAAGCCAAUCAGCCCAGUGUGUUGAUUCACAUCAUGUGGGUGACAUUUGGAUGAAACAGAAGUGGGCUCUGGAGUGAGUGGAUUAGAGGUCACGCGCCAGUGUCAGUUCAAACCGACAGAAGAAGUGUUGGGAAUUCCUAGAACGGAAUACUUUUUUAAGCACAAAAUGUAUUUUCAUUAUUAGAGAACUUAACUGUUCCUCACUGAUGGGCACCCAAACUCGGAUGUUCUGCAGAGCGGCAUGUCUGCGCUCUGAAUUCAAAUGUAUUACUAGAAAAGCACGCUCACGUGCACAUUUCAUCCAUGUAAAUGCACACAGGCGCUGCUGGCAGACGUGCGUAAAAUCCAUCAGGUGUCCAGGCAUGCGUUUCGGAGAGCGUCUUGCGCUCUCUCGUGGAUGCGUUUGCGCACUGAGCUCUCGGGCAGUUUCAUCGAGAGAACGGGAGCUUUCGGAGCACAUAUGGGGCUGCUGAGCGCAGCCUCCACUGGUCUGGCACCUGUUGCUGCUUUAUCACUUUUUAGCGUCAUCACGUGGAGGAUUUAACGACAUCAGCACCAUGUCGGAGGAGGAAUCUGACUCUAACUCCACGAGCUACUAUUUCGACAAUCCCUCAACAAGAGUCCAGCGCAGCUUUGUGUUCUCUGGACCCAUGUUUGUCGUCUUGACGGUGAUGAUGGUGACUUUGGUUGUUGUGAUAGUUCUGGGCAACGCGCUGGUUAUUUUGGCUUUUAAAGUGGACAAGAGUUUGAGGAGACAAUGCAAUUACUACUUCUUGAAUUUGGCAAUCUCAGAUUUUCUUGUAGGUGCAUUCUGCAUCCCCGUCUACAUCCCCUACAUCCUGACAGGCAGGUGGACGCUGGGUCGAGGGCUGUGCAAGCUGUGGCUGGUCACUGAUUACUUGCUCUGCUCAGCGUCCGUCUUCAGCAUCGUGCUCAUCAGCUACGACCGUUUCCUCUCAGUCACCAGAGCAGUGAGCUACCGUGCCAGACAGAGCAUGACUCAUCAAGCCAUAAUCAAGAUGAUUGCAGUCUGGGUGUUGGCCUUUGUCCUGUAUGGGCCAGCCAUCAUAUUCUGGGAGCUGGUGAUGGGUAGGAGCCGCGUGCCGAAGGACGAGUGCUUUGCAGAGUUCUAUUACUCUUGGUACUUCCUGCUGAGUGCCUCCAUGCUGGAGUUUUUCUCUCCUUUCAUCUCUGUGGCUUUCUUCAACCUCAGCAUUUACCUCAAUAUACGCAGGAGGAGGCUCCACCACAGGGAGGCCCAGCUUCAGCUACAGUCAAGUGAACCCACCUCUACCCAGGGGAAAGGCGUCACCCUGUCCCACAACUGGGGAGUUGGAGUGAAACUGCGAGGCUCCGUAAACUCCCAGACCUCCUCUCCGUGUUUGGGUAAACUGGAUUCCUCCACCAGCAGGUCUGCUCAUUCAAGCCGUCUGUCCAGGGAUAAAAAAAUUGCCAAGUCCCUGGCCAUCAUAGUUUGUGUGUUUGCCAUCUGCUGGGCACCUUACACCCUACUGAUGAUCAUCCGUGCCGCCUGCAGAGGGCAAUGCAUCCAACACCACUGGUAUGAGGUCACCUUCUGGCUCCUGUGGCUCAACUCUGCCAUUAACCCCUUCCUGUACCCUCUGUGCCACAGUAGCUUUCGGCGGGCUUUCAGUAAGAUUCUCUGCCCAAAGCGGUACACAACUUCCCCGUCGUCUGUCCUACGUGUCGGUCAGUGACCAUCAAAUUCACCUUCAUGUACGAACGCUAUCAGAACUAUUAAAAUAUAACCUGAAACUCAUUAUGGAGCACCAUCUUUAAACGUGCUCUUUCAGUGUUUGGAUGAUAUGUACGCUUGUGUAUCCUUUUGUCACAGUUUUGUGUAUUCAGCAUGAGAUUUUAAUCCCACAAACAGGAUUAUCAUAAUUUGUAGAAGUGAGGAAGUGAAGGUAUCGUGCAUCACUUGUGCUAAAACUGUAUUUUAUUAUAAUACAGUUGUAAGAAUCUUUAUUAUUUGUUUAUAAUUUGAUAUCCAGAAAAAACAUUACACCGGUUGUUAAAAGUGUUGGCCUCAGUGUGGUGGUCUUUCUUCAGCUGGUUUAAAACAGAUCAACACCACCCUCUGCUGUUGGGAAGUUUCCAUAUCUCUAAUUGACAGGGAUGGAAACAUAACUGAUCAUUGUGUUUAAAUGUAAAAAACAAAAUAUGAUGUCAAAACCAAACAUUUUUUGCCAAUUUCCCCCCAAAUACACUUUAGUAACAUACUUUUACAUUUUAUUCACUUCUAAAAGCGUAUUUAUCCACAGUUAAUAAAAAAAUAGUCCUAAGAUAUUUUAUUCAUUUCAAACCUUGUAUUAAUUUGUAAAAAUUACAUGAUUUUAUUUGAAAACCGUGCAAAAUACAUUUUUAUUGUAACAGGCAGGUGCAUGUAACCUUUUAGACCACCAGAUGUCACCACAAACCUUCCUUGUGUGAAGUCAAAAUUAGAACUUCUCAUCAUUUUUAACACUUUAGGUUAUUUAAGUGUGGAUUUGUUUGUUUUGUCUUUUAUUUUUCACUUAAACGAGUCAACCCAUGGCUUUAUCCUCACUAGUCUAUAAAACAUGAAUGCUGCAUUCAAUUGCAACCUGUAUAAUUAGUAUGCUUAAUAACAUUUGUUUAACAGUUUUUGAAAACAGUUUUAACGAAUUUAUUUGGUUUUGAUAAAAAUAUCCUGCAAAAAUGCUUUUGUUUUAUUUUACAGAGGAGAAUUUAAGGAACAAACAAAAAAAGCUCAUCUGUCUCAACAGCAGCAGAUGAUCUUUAUGCACACUGUGAAAUACAUCCGAUGGAUUUCUUCUGCUUCACUGUAAAUGACCGUAUUGUGUCCUGUUGUUGCUGGAUUAGUGCCAAACAUUGAGCAGCUUUUGUUUAAUGUGCACAUAAAAAGCUGAGAGUGCAAUAUUGUUUUUUUGUCCUGUUGUUUCUGUGUCUGUUGGCUUGAUUUGUUAAGAUUAAAUCCUUCUUUCCAGAUGCAGACUUGUAAGCUUUGUAAUUACGCCAUUGUGGCAGAUAGUGAGGCUGCGUUUGCAGGUGCCUCGGUCCCACCUGGGACUCGCAU